This is a messenger RNA of Aptenodytes forsteri (emperor penguin), 1673 nucleotides long. It is a transcript of the gene NHERF2, whose product is annotated as SLC9A3 regulator 2. Gene Ontology annotation, molecular function: protein-membrane adaptor activity; signaling receptor binding. The coding region runs from base 1 to 870 and encodes 289 amino acids. NCBI's taxonomy places the organism in Eukaryota, Metazoa, Chordata, Aves, Sphenisciformes, Spheniscidae. Gene Ontology annotation, cellular component: apical plasma membrane. The transcript has 7 exons. Gene Ontology annotation, biological process: protein localization to plasma membrane. The record is from RefSeq and is a predicted model, not a curated record.
AUGGCUCGGAAACGGGUUGUGCAGCGCAUCAAAGCUGUGGAGACAGAGACGUGCUUGCUCGUGGUGGACAAGGAGACGGACGAGUAUCUGUGCAGCCUGCGCCUGACAUGCACGGAGGAGAUGGUGCACAGCGGGAUCCUGCUGAACUCCAGCAUCUCGCCCACCAAGUCGGUGGGCAGCGACAAUGGGGAGGUCUGGAAGCCGCAGCUGGAUCUGAGCGGGGGCAGCCUCCAGCAGCACUCGCACAGCUUCUCCUCGCACGGCAGCAGGAAGGAUUUAAACGGACACGAGUCGCUGUGCCCCCGUCUCUGCCACCUGAAGAAAGGCCCCAACGGCUACGGCUUCAACCUGCACAGCGAGAAGUCCCGGCCGGGGCAGUUCAUCCGCUCGGUCGACCCCGACUCACCGGCCUCCAGAGCAGGGCUGCGGCCCCAGGACCGGCUGGUGGAGGUGAACGGCAUAAACGUGGAAGGCCUGCGGCACUCAGAGGUGGUGUCCCACAUUAAGUCCAGGGAGAACGAAGCCAGGCUCCUGGUGGUGGACCCCGAAACAGAUGAUUACUUCAAGAAGCUGGGGGUGACCCCCACGGAGGAGCACACCAAAGGUGUGGUACCUCAGCCCAUGACAAACGGAUCCGCACAGACUCAGCUGAAUGGAGGAUCCACAUCUUCAUCUCACAGUGACCUUCAAAGUCCAGGAAAGGAAUCAGAGGAUGGAGACGCGGAGAAGAAAGACCCGUUUGAGGAGAGCGGGCUGACCCUGAGCCCAACGGCUGCUGAGGCCAAGGAGAAGGUGCGGGCCAAGCGGGUGAAGAAGAGAGCUCCGCAGAUGGACUGGAACAAGAAGCGAGAGAUUUUCAGCAAUUUCUGAGCCUUGCUGGUGGCUGCCGUCCGCCGCUCUCCUGCCCCUGCCCCAGCUCGGACGUUUCUGAGGUGCCUACUCACUGUCCUUCAGUGUCCAUGUGAGAUGCUUUGUGCUCUGCUCUUCACUGGUUGCUUUUACAAGGCGUAUUUUAAAGUCCUUUUUUUUAUUUUUUAUUAUUAUUAUUAUUAUUGUUACUCACCAGCGAUUCUCAUAAGACAAAUGUGACCAAAGCUCCUUUCCUUGCUUGCUCUUCAGCCCGGCUCUGGCUGCCCGCCAUCCGCUGUUCCUAUGAGAAAGGACUGGAAGAGUUUAACUCUUGUUUCUUACCUGCAUCAUUUAGGCUUCUAUUAUUUCUUUUUUUUUUUUUUUCUUCUUUAUUUGGGGUGUUUGUUUUGGUUUUGCGGGUGUCCCAGACUGAGCCCCAUGGGAUGCUCUGUGCCCCUGUGCAAACGUCUUACGGCCUCGUGCCCCCGCCGUGGUGGGGGUCCGCAGGGUGGGGUGUACCUGGCACCCCCUCCCCGGCACCCCGUCUGCAGCGUCAACUACUCACACGAUGGGAAAACGGACAGUGGCUGUAAAUCGCUCUUGUUGGCUUUGCUAUUGAAACAAAAAAGUUUGUUGUUUUUGUUUUUUUUUUUAAAUGAAGUCCCAUAUGUUUCCAGUUAGUUUAGGAACCUCCCUCCCCACCAGUGACUUCUGCCCCAGCAAUAAAAGCCCAUUUUUCAUCCCCGACAGCUCUGCAGAGGGGAGAGGGCAGGAUUUAAAAACAAAACCCAAACCCAACAGCCCAAAUGCCACAGGCCUCACCG